This is a messenger RNA of Rangifer tarandus platyrhynchus (Svalbard reindeer), 2853 nucleotides long. The record is from the annotation of a GenBank genome assembly. Lineage: Eukaryota; Metazoa; Chordata; Mammalia; Artiodactyla; Cervidae.
AUGCCGGGCCCGCUGGGGUUGCUCUGCUUCCUCGCCCUGGGGCUGCGCGGCUCGGCCGAGCCCAGCGGCGCGGCGCCGCCUCUCUGCGCGGCGCCCUGUAGCUGCGACGGCGACCGUCGGGUGGACUGCUCCGGGAAGGGGCUGACGGCCGUGCCCGAGGGGCUCAGCGCUUUCACCCAAUUGCUGGAUAUCAGCAUGAAUAACAUUACUCAAUUACCAGAAGAUGCAUUUAAGAACUUCCCUUUUCUAGAGGAGUUACGAUUGGCUGGCAACGACCUUUCUUUUAUCCACCCAAAGGCCUUGUCGGGGUUGAAAGAACUCAAAGUUCUAACCCUCCAGAACAACCAGUUGAAAACAGUACCCAGUGAAGCCAUUCGAGGACUGAGCGCUUUGCAGUCUUUGCGUUUGGAUGCCAACCAUAUCACCUCGGUGCCCGAGGACAGCUUUGAGGGACUCACUCAGUUGCGGCAUUUGUGGCUGGAUGACAACAGCUUGACGGAGGUACCAGUGCAUCCGCUCAGCAACCUGCCCACCCUGCAGGCGCUGACCUUGGCACUCAACAAGAUCUCCAGCAUCCCCGACUUUGCCUUUACCAACCUGUCCAGCCUGGUGGUUCUGCAUCUUCAUAACAAUAAAAUCAAAAACCUGGGUCAACACUGUUUUGAUGGACUUGAUAACCUGGAGACCUUGGACUUGAACUAUAAUAAUUUGGGGGAAUUUCCUCAGGCUAUUAAAGCUCUCCCCAGCCUAAAAGAGCUGUUAUUUCAUAGUAAUUCUAUUUCUGUUAUCCCUGAUGGAGCAUUUGAUGGUAAUCCACUCUUAAAAACUAUACAUUUGUAUGAUAAUCCUCUAUCUUUUGUGGGGAACUCAGCAUUUCACAAUUUGUCUGAACUACAUUCCUUAGUCAUUCGUGGUGCAAGCAUGGUGCAGCGGUUCCCCAACUUGACUGGAACUGUCCGUCUGGAGAGUUUGACCUUGACAGGUACGAAGAUAAGCAGUAUAUCCAGUAAUUUGUGCCAGGAACAGAAGAGACUUAGGACUUUGGACUUGUCUUACAACAGUAUAAAAGACCUUCCGAGCUUUAAUGGUUGCCAUGCUCUGGAAGAAAUUUCUUUGCAGCGAAAUCAGAUCCACCAAAUAAAGGAAGAUACUUUUCAAGGCCUGACAUCCCUAAAGAUUCUAGAUCUUAGUAGAAACCUGAUCCAUGAAAUUGAUGACAGAGCUUUCGCCAAGCUUGGGUCAAUAACGAACUUAGAUGUAAGUUUCAAUGAAUUAACUUCAUUUCCAACGGAAGGCCUAAAUGGGCUAAAUCAACUGAAACUUGUGGGCAACUUCAAGCUGAAAGAAGCCUUGGCAGCAAAAGACUUUGUUAAUCUCAGGUCUUUAUCUGUACCAUAUGCUUAUCAGUGCUGUGCAUUUUGGGGUUGUGACUCUUAUGCACAUUCAAACACAGAAGAUAACAGCCUGCAAGACCACAGUGGCUCAAAGGAUAAAGGCAAUGAUGUGGCAGGUGUCACCAGCAGUGCUGAAAAUGAGGAGCACAGUCAAGUCAUUAUCCACUGCACACCCUCGACAGGUGCUUUUAAGCCCUGCGAAUACUUGCUGGGAAGUUGGAUGAUCCGUCUUACUGUGUGGUUCAUUUUCUUGGUUGCAUUGUUUUUCAACCUGCUUGUCAUUUUAACAACAUUUGCAUCUUGUACAUCGGUGCCUUCCUCCAAAUUGUUCAUAGGUCUGAUUUCUGUGUCUAACUUAUUCAUGGGAGCUUAUACCGGAAUCUUAACUUUUCUGGAUGCUGUUUCCUGGGGCCGAUUUGCCGAAUUUGGCAUUUGGUGGGAGAUAGGCAGUGGUUGCAAAAUAGCUGGGUUUCUUGCCGUUUUCUCCUCAGAAAGCGCCAUAUUUUUAUUAAUGUUAGCAGCCGUCGAAAGAAGCUUAUCUGCAAAAGAUAUGAUGAAAAAUGGGAAAAGCAAUCACCUCAAACAGUUCCGGAUUGCUGCCCUUUUGGCUUUUCUGGGGGCCGCAGUGGCAGGCUGUUUCCCCCUUUUCCAUAGAGGGGAGUAUUCCGCAUCCCCUCUGUGCUUACCAUUUCCCACCGGAGAAACCCCAUCGUUAGGGUUUACCGUAACUUUAGUGCUGUUAAACUCACUAGCAUUUUUAUUAAUGGCCAUUAUCUACACUAAACUCUACUGCAACUUGGAAAAAGAAGACCUUUCUGAGAACUCACACUCUAGCAUGAUUAAGCAUGUCGCGUGGCUCAUCUUCACCAACUGCAUCUUUUUCUGCCCCGUGGCGUUUUUCUCGUUCGCGCCAUUGAUCACUGCCAUCUCGAUCAGCCCCGAAAUAAUGAAGUCUGUUACUCUGAUAUUUUUCCCGUUGCCUGCUUGCCUGAAUCCAGUCCUCUAUGUCUUCUUCAACCCAAAGUUUAAAGAAGACUGGAAGUUACUGAAGCGCCAUGUUACCAAGAAAAGCGGAUCGGCUUCGGUUUCCAUCAGCAGCCAGGCUGGUUGUGUGGAGCAGGAUUUCUACUACGACUGCAGCAUGUACUCGCAUCUGCAGGGCAACCUGACUGUGUGUGACUGCUGCGAAGCCUUCCUGUUGACAAAGCCCGUGUCCUGCAAACACUUAAUAAAAUCACAUAGCUGUCCUGCCUUGACGGUGGGUUCUUGCCAAAGGCCAGACGGCUAUUGGUCCGACUGUGGCACGCAGUCCGCCCACUCUGAUUAUGCGGAUGAAGAAGAUUCCUUUGUUUCCGACAGUUCUGACCAGGUUCAGGCUUGCGGACGAGCCUGCUUCUAUCAGAGUCGAGGAUUCCCUUUGGUGCGCUAUGCUUACAAUCUCCCAAGAGUUAAAGACUGA